Messenger RNA from Scatophagus argus, 1476 nucleotides. RefSeq lists its product as uncharacterized. Gene Ontology annotation, molecular function: methyltransferase activity. The coding region runs from base 394 to 1299 and encodes 301 amino acids. The transcript has 8 exons. The record is from RefSeq and is a predicted model, not a curated record. NCBI's taxonomy places the organism in Eukaryota, Metazoa, Chordata, Actinopteri, Scatophagidae.
GAAGCGCACUCACUGGCGCAACAUCCAAAGGAUAUCCGGUUGCCACUUCGGCUGCAAAAAUUCUUGACUCAAUAAAGUUUUUCAAAAGAAAAACAAAACUGCUUCCGGGGUCUGAUUUUUAAGGUGGUCUGAACUAUUACUGGAGAAAAAUGUGCCUUUCUAAUCGAACUCUCUUUGAAGGUUCACACCUUGUUUAAAUGACAUUGCAAAGUGUCAGCACUUGAACGGGUAGAUAAAUGUGUCACAGCUGCACUGUAAUAAUAGCUAAUUAAAAGUGAGGAGCGUGACUUCACCAGUUCCACCUUAAAAAUACACGUUCCUGAGCAGCACAGCCGGACUGCAUCUCAACACACUAACUGAACCAGUGUGGAACCAGUUUCACAAAGUUGGAAGAUGAAUUUUUCUGAAGCGAAAUUAGAACUGAAGCAGCUGCUGAAGAAAGUCAACCCGUGUGAACUCCGCAAACUGCUGAAGUGGAUCAGAACCGCAGACGAGUUAGAUGAGCUGCUGUCAGACAACAGGACGGUGAUCCUACGGCACAUCGCAGAUGAGCUGAGAGGCAGUCUGCCUCAGGACGCCAUGUUCCCCUCCGAGAGUACUGCAUACUGCAAGAUGCAGCAGCUUCCCCGGCCGACCGUCCACGUCGACAGCUUCCUGUAUGAUGAGGAUCAAGUGGACUCUCUGUGUGAGGAGGGAACGAUGAGCCGGUCCUACUGCCUCACCUGUGGGUCCUACAGAACCGCACCUCUGGACUUCAUCUCUCACUCGUUCUCGAUAUCAGAGCUUCAGUUUCUCUUUGAGAACGUUCUUCCAGACCUCAGCGACCGGCUGCUGGUGGACGUGGGCUCCAGACUGGGAGCUGUCCUGUAUGGGGGUUACGUGUUCAGCUCAGCCUCUCAGCUGGUUGGCCUGGAGCUCAGUGAAGAGUUUGUCAAACUGCAGAACAACAUCCUGCACAAAUACAAGCUGACAGACAGAAUCAAGGUUCUCCAAACUGACAUUUGCCUGCAGAGCACUCUGCUGCAGAACACUGACGUUCUCAUCAUGAACAACGUGUUUGAGUUCUUCAUGGAACCCUGUGAACAAGUCAGAGCGUGGAGGUUCAUCAUGGAGAACUUCAGGAAGAAAGGAUCUCUGCUGGUCACCGUUCCCAGUCUGCAGGAGAGUCUAAACACACUGCAGCAGGAGGCACUGCAGCCGGGCUGGGUGGAGGAACUUCCUGUCAACUAUGAGGUUUACCUGGGCAGAGACACAGACCCCGAUGCUCUCAGACAGAUCCACCUGUACAGGGUUGUCUGACAUGGACUAGUCUGGACUGGUCUGUUGUUGGUGUGAGAUUAUUAUUUCUAGUCUAAUCUGGACUGGGAUUCUUGUACAGAUUGCAGGUCUGGGCUGGGUUCUGGGCUGUGCAUCUCUUCAUGAAUCUUUCCUCUGUUCUCAGUAAAGUGAUGUACUAAAACAGACUGCACAUUUGAA